UGGUCGGAGAAUACAAAAGUCAGCAGCCAGAUACUUCCCGUUAAUCCAUUUGUAGCCAGAAACCAACGCGUUGAUUGGACUUUUUCAUUUAGCACGCUACCUGCUUGUGAAAAUGCCAACGAACACUAUCCUUAUUAUUUAUUUCGUACAAGAAAGAGGAAUUAGAAAGCCCAAGUUUUGAGCUUGUCGUGGCUUUCAACUCUAUUGUUCUGUUUUCAAAGGUAGUCUAACGUUAAAGUCCCCUUUGUAGCUUCCUGUGGGCAUGCUUCAACACAAUUUCAGGACAUGGGGUUCCAUCAUUAGGAGCUUAUGUGUAGAUUCCAGGCACAAUGAAGCAUUGUCCCUUUUCCGUCACAGCUUAAAUGGUUGUGCAGCUUUUAAACCAGAUCACAAUGUCCUUGCUGCCAUUCUCAAAUCUUGCUCUGCCCUUUUGGCUACCAACUUGGGCAGAGCUCUGCAUAGUUAUGUUGUUAAACAAGGUCAUGUUUCUUGCCAGGUUACCAAUAAAGCGUUGCUUAACAUGUAUGCUAAAUGCGGCAUGCUUGAUGACUGCCUCAAGCUGUUUGAUCAGCUCAGCCAUUGUGAUCCUGUUAUUUGGAAUAUUGUUUUGUCUGGGUUUUCAGGGUCCAACAAAUAUGAUGGUGAUGUGAUUAGGUUGUUUAGGACAAUGCAUUCGAGUGGGGAAGCUAUGCCCAAUUCAGUUACUGUUGCUAUUGUUCUUCCUGUUUGUGCUCGUUUAGGGGAUCUGGAUGCUGGAAAGAGUGUGCAUGCCUAUGUUAUCAAAUCUGGUUUUGAAGCAGGCACCCUUGAUGGAAAUGCGCUUGUGUCAAUGUAUGCAAAGUGUGGGCUGGUGUCUCAUGAUGCAUAUGCUGUCUUUGAUAAUAUCAUUGACAAAGAUGUUGUUUCGUGGAAUGCAAUGAUUGCAGGCUUUGCUGAGAAUGGGUUAUUAGAAGAUGCAUUCACAUUGUUCAGUUUAAUGGUGAAAGGACCUAUACAACCAAAUUAUGCAACUGUUGCAAAUAUUCUGCCUGUUUGUGCUUCAUUUGAUAAGAAUGUUGCCUAUCGUCGGGGAAGGCAAAUCCACUCUCAUGUGCUGCAAUGGCCUGAAUUGUCAGCUGAUAUUUCUGUCUAUAAUUCUUUGAUUAGCUUCUACUUAAAAGUUGGACGGAUGACAGAAGCAGAAUCUUUGUUUUGGGCAAUGGAUUCAAGGGAUUUGGUCUCUUGGAAUGCUAUUAUUGCAGGAUACACAUCCAAUGGCGAAUGGUUAAAAGCAUUGGAUCUGUUUGGUAAUUUACUAUCUCUUGAGACGUUAUUGCCAGAUUCUGUGACCAUUGUCAGCAUACUUCCGGCUUGUGCGCAAUUGAAAUACUUGCAGAUGGGGAAACAAAUCCAUGCAUAUAUUUUAAGACAUCCUUUCCUUUUUGAAGAUACUGCCAUUGGAAAUGCUUUAGUUAGUUUCUAUGCAAAAUGUGGCUAUACAGAACAAGCAUAUCAUAUUUUUUCUAUGAUAUCCAGGAAAGACUUGAUUUCAUGGAAUUCUAUUCUUGAUGCCUUUGGAGAGAAGAGGCAUCAUUCAAGAUUUCUCAGCUUGUUACGUUUGAUGCUUAAACUAGGAAUUAGACCUGACUCAGUUACAAUAUUGACCAUAAUCCAUUUUUGUGCAUCUCUUUUGAGAGUAGAAAAGGUUAAAGAAAUACACAACUAUUCAAUUAGGGCUGGAUCUAUAUUAAGUGAUACUACAACAGCAAUUGGGAAUGCAAUACUCGAUGCGUAUUCUAAAUGUGGUAACAUGGAGUAUGCUGACAAAAUGUUUUGGAAUCUAUCAGAAAAAAGAAAUCUGGUCACAUGCAAUUCACUGAUUUCAGGUUAUGUGGGGUUAGGAUCACAUCAUGAUGCAAAUAUGAUAUUUAGUGGGAUGUCAGAGACAGACCUUACCACCUGGAAUCUUAUGGUUCGAGUAUAUGCUGAAAAUGAUUGUCCUGAGCAAGCUCUCAGUUUGUUCUAUGACUUACAAGCUCGAGGGAUGAAGCCUGAUGUAGUGACUAUCAUGAGCCUCCUUCCAGUAUGCACACAAAUGGCAUCAGUCCACUUGCUGAGCCAGUGUCAUGGGUAUAUUAUUCGGUCUUGUUUUGAGGAUCUUCACCUUAAAGGAGCCCUCUUAGAUGCAUAUGCCAAAUGUGGCAUCAUAGGCUGUGCAUGUAAGAUAUUUCAAUCAAGUGCUGAUAAGGAUCUGGUUAUGUUUACUGCUAUGAUUUGUGGGUGUGCUAUGCAUGGCAUGAGUGAAGAAGCACUUGGGAUUUUUUCACGUAUGCUCGAACUGGGAAUCAAGCCAGAUCAUGUUAUCUUUACAUCUGUAUUAUCUGCUUGCAGUCACGCUGGCAAAGUAGAUGAAGGCCUGAAGAUAUUUUAUUCAAUGGAGAAAAUCCAUGGUAUGAAACCAACCAUGGAACAGUAUGCUUGUGUCGUAGAUCUCCUAGCUCGAGGUGGCCGCAUUAGUGAAGCAUAUUCUCUUGUGACCAGGAUGCCAGUUAAAGCUAAUGCAAAUCUUUGGGGGACAUUGCUUGGGGCCUGCAAAAUCCAUCAUGAAGUAGAAUUGGGGCGUAUUGUAGCAGACCAACUCUUCAAAAUUGAAGCUAACGAUAUUGGAAACUAUAUCAUAUUGUCAAAUUUGUAUGCAGCAGAUGCUAAAUGGGAUGGAGUCAUGGAGGUCAGAAGGAUGAUGAGGAACAAAGAUUUGAAAAAGCCAGCAGGAUGCAGCUGGAUCGAAGUUGAGAAGACAAAUAACAUUUUUGUGGCUGGAGACUGUUCCCACCCACGAAGAAGCAUUAUUUACAGUACACUAAAUACAUUGGAUCAACAAAUUAAAGAACCGGUGGAGUUUUAGCUUGUCUUGCUUAUGCAUGAUGGCAUUCAUGGAGUUGCAGGAGAAAUCAUGCAGACACAUUUCAUAGAUGAGUUCUAUUCUUGAGGCAUUUGAAGUGUCAUAAAGCUUGGUUGAAUUUUUAAUUUUAAACUCGAGUAUCCAAUCUCAUUUUUCUUGUGUAAAAUAUCUAUUUUAAUUCUGUAGGUAGGUAACAUUAGUAAAGAAAAUAAAAAGUAAAAAGGAGGUAUACACUACAA
Molecule: messenger RNA, 3120 nt
Organism: Gastrolobium bilobum
Lineage: Eukaryota; Viridiplantae; Streptophyta; Magnoliopsida; Fabales; Fabaceae
Product: putative pentatricopeptide repeat-containing protein At5g08490
Exons: 1
Coding region: 263-2884 (873 amino acids)
Biological process (GO): RNA modification
Molecular function (GO): protein binding; RNA binding
Source: RefSeq, a predicted model, not a curated record